ACAUAACAUAUAAACCAUAGAAGUCAACAUUUAUCAUUCAGACGCAGGGAUCUAGCACAAUUUCUGUUAUGUGUCUGUCGUAUGUGAAAAAGUAAUUUAAUUACUUGAAUUGAAAUAUUAUUGUUAAAAGGUACAAUGGGAACAAAAACAAUGAAAUCUUUCGGUAGUCUCCAACACGAGUUAGAGGAAGCGAAAAAUAGCUUGAAAGGUGUUGACGAGAAUUUAAAGAGGUUAAUUGGCAGGGACCCCUCAGAGUUACCACCAAGAAUUUCCUUGAAGCGUCCUGCUCCAGAUGAUAAAGGGCGAGCCGGCGUUAAAGGUCCAAAUCGAAUGAGAAAUUUCACCCAUGAAAAUGAAGAGCCAGUGCCCAAGAGGAGAAAUAACAUAUCUGUUUUUAAAAGGUUAUCGGAGAAAGUUGUUGAUGAUGAACUUGUUGUGCCCCACAGAGGUUUAAUAAGUAAAGUUAUUGUCACCCCUAAAGAAAUACCUAGUAGGGAAGAAGCUUUGGAGGCUCAAAGUAAAGAUGAAAAGUUCAAAGCUAGAAAUAGGCGAAUGUUUGGUGCCUUAUUGGGAACUCUGCAGAAGUUUCAACAAGAGGAAACCAAGUUGAAACCAAGGGAGCAAAAACGGGCCCAGCUGGAGAAGAAAAUCGAAGAACAUGAAAUUAAGGAAAAGGAAGAGGUUAAAAAGGAACGGCAAGAACUAUUUUUAAGUCGAAAAAAGAAGCAAGCCGAAAUUAAAAUCAUAGAGUUGAAAAUGUUGAGAAUGAAGGAGUAUUCGGCUUGGGAGGAAACUCAAAAACCAAGGACGAAUUUUAUAUUGACGAAAACUAAACCACAUAUACAUUAUCUACCUAGGAGAAUGACAAAUGAAACUAAAAAACUACUUGAGGAAAGUAAAGCUGAAGUUGAGAAAAUUUUGGAAAAGAAGCAGCAAGAAAUAACAGAGGAAAUGCAACACAUAGAAGAUCGAAUGAAACGCAACUUUGACUACAAAUUCAGACAAAGGGAAGGCAAAGAUGAACACCCUCCUGCUGAAGAAGAAUCACGUCAUAGAGAAGAUAAAGACCAAGAGGAUGAUAACGAUGGGGAGGAAAAUGUUGAUAAUGAAGACCACACAAAUACAGUUACGACAGAAACACAAAUGGAUGAUGUCAAAACUGAAACAGAAGAGGAAAAGGUGGCGCCUGUUCAGGAACAGGAUUUGGUAACAGAGACGGUUGAGAAUCAGAGUGAACCUAAUAAUCGAGUGGAGGAUAUUUGUGUACCUGAUGAACCCAUGGACGUUAGCACCAACGGUCAUUUAGAAGAUGUUCCUCUUCCUCCCGAGUCCCCACCAAAUCAUCAAAUUCAUUACAGUAACUCUGAGGAAAAUAACGUUCAAAAAGAUCAUUCCGAAAAUCAGACAGGCGAAUGAUAGAGAAAAAAAACAUGAUUGUGUUUAUUGAUUGUGUAUCAUAUUGUGACCAUAGAUUUUAAAUGGAUGUAAGUUUUGGGUAAAAUGUAGGCUAAGACCCAUUCAAGCAAUUUAUUAUACGGAGUUGUGCUGUAAAUGAAGUUUUUAGAAUCCACAGUUACUUGGGAGUUGUUUAUUUCAUGAUAUACACUUUGAAUAUUUA
Molecule: messenger RNA, 1618 nt
Organism: Leptinotarsa decemlineata (Colorado potato beetle)
Lineage: Eukaryota; Metazoa; Arthropoda; Insecta; Coleoptera; Chrysomelidae
Gene: Pnn
Product: desmosome associated protein-like protein pinnin
Cellular component (GO): catalytic step 2 spliceosome
Source: RefSeq, a predicted model, not a curated record